AUGUCUGCUUCGGAGAUACUUCUCUGCGGUGAUAUAGAAAAACUCAUAAAGAACGAACGAAAGAGCGACGAUGAACCGGUCCUGUACUACGUCGCCAUCGAGGAUACUUACGAUGUAAUCAAGAGAGCACACAUCGCUACAGGUCAUGGCGGGCGGGAUCGCAUGAUCAAAGAAACAGCAAAGAAAUACGCUAACAUCACACGGGAAGCUCUUGAAUUGUUUAAAUCAUACUGUGAAGAGUGCCAGAAGAAAAGAAAGCGACCUGUUACAAAGGGACCACCUCACCAAAUUUUGUCCUGCGUCCGCUAUCGUCGAAACGUGCAACAGAAGUGGCGCAUCAUCUCACUGACAUAUUUCUCUUGUUUGGAGCUCCGUACAUAUUACAGUGAUAAUGAGUUCGCAGCUGAAGUGAUCAGUGAGCUGAAAAUCAUCUGGCCCAAACUUGUCCUCGUUCAUGGAAAGCCUCAACAUCCACGGAGCCAAGGAUCCGUGGAAAGAGCAAACGGUGACAUCAAAGACAUGCUGGUUGCAUGGAUGGGAGACAUUGGAAUCAAGUUUGUCCAGUUCCAGAAGAAUUCAGGUAUUCGCAGAUCACCCUAUGCAGCCAUGUUUGGAUGUGAGGCCAAAGUGGGCCUGACAUCGUCCUCGCUGCCUGAUGAGGUAAUUCAAAGGAUGCAGUGUGAGGAUGAUCUGUUAGCUGUACUUACCACCGGUCAAAACGGAGAGGAACCAGGUCCUGUUCCCAGUGCUGAAUCAGCCGAAGUUCACUUUGAUAUGGAACGUCCCAGUCCUCCUUCAGUAGUUCCCAACACCCUAGUACCUGUCCGACUUGUAUCAGCCGAGGUUCACGUUGAUACGGAGCAUGGCAUCAUCCUUCAGUAG
Molecule: messenger RNA, 882 nt
Organism: Penaeus monodon (black tiger shrimp)
Lineage: Eukaryota; Metazoa; Arthropoda; Malacostraca; Decapoda; Penaeidae
Product: KRAB-A domain-containing protein 2-like
Exons: 2
Coding region: 1-882 (293 amino acids)
Molecular function (GO): nucleic acid binding
Source: RefSeq, a predicted model, not a curated record